This is a messenger RNA of Salmo salar (Atlantic salmon), 2458 nucleotides long. Its product is annotated as rho GTPase-activating protein 24. Gene Ontology annotation, molecular function: GTPase activator activity. Gene Ontology annotation, cellular component: focal adhesion. Lineage: Eukaryota; Metazoa; Chordata; Actinopteri; Salmoniformes; Salmonidae. Gene Ontology annotation, biological process: negative regulation of Rac protein signal transduction; signal transduction; negative regulation of ruffle assembly. The record is from RefSeq and is a predicted model, not a curated record.
ACUGUUCUCCCUUGUUAAUGAUUCCCGGCCAGGGAGAGAUAGGAGAUACAGAGGGUGCCGGUGCCACCUUGGCCUUGCUCCAGUGAGUAUGGUGGGGAAUAGUUUGAUACAGGAGGGAGGUGGGGUAGAGACUAGAGGGGUGGAGUAGGCAGGAGCUGUGGAGGGGGCUGAGCCAGGCUAAAUAAAAGAGAAAGAGUCCAAGACAAAACACUGUGUACUUGUUCUUGUGGUGGGACCGUGGGGAUCUUUGAAGGAACCCUAAGGACUACGACCUGAGGAAACAAACAUCAUCUAAUUGGUGAAAAAGAGAGCAGCUCAGGGGGGGACUGAGAGUGUAUUGGACAGGGAGGGAUGACACUGGCUGAGUGAAAACAAUGGCACAUUCCUGAAGCAUGAGGAGGAUUGGAUAGGACAAGGAGGGAGAGACACGUGCCGCAAGGACAUAGCUUGCUAAGUGGUGCUAACCAAGCACAAUUACUGCUGGACAACACUGGAACACUAACUUAAUCUCUUCUGGGUGGGGAGGGAAUGAUAUACUCCCUGUGGUUGUCACAGUCGUCACUUCUACAAUAACAUGGACACCUUCUUCUAGGAGAGCUGUUUGACUCUUUUGUUAACACAAUCCAGGUUGACAGUGGUUCCUCUGGAUGUUCAACGCUCACCAGAUUGAGUUCAGUUAAGCAUCGUGGAAGGACUUGUGCCCUGGGAACCAAUGCUGAGGUGAGGGUGAGAGGAGCCGAGCUACUGUACAACUGCCUCCUCGAUACUCUUUAUCUGCAUUCAGCAACAACGUGUGGAGGAACUUUUCUAAACAUUUACAGUGUUUAGUGGUGAAGAGGACCAGUUUAAUCAGUUGAACAUUUAGUGUUGCUGGACUCUCCUAUCUCCUGUUAAAUCAUUAUCUUAGGAAUCUAAAGAGGGGAACUUAGCCGCCAAGAAUAAAGAUGGGAUUUUACUUUCCAAAGUUCAACAUCACGUAAUACAUUUUGAUAUGGCUCAUGUUCCCAUGGUUGUUCAAUUCAUUGGAAUGUUUGCUCCAUUGCAUGCCUGAGUGAUUGUGAGUUUGGGAUAUGUCAGGUAUGUCACAAUGCUUCUUCUUGUAGGAUGACAUUCUUUCCAUUGGAAUGCUAAUUCAUCUGAUUAGGUCACAUAGCUGUGCUCAAGGACCAUUGUUGAGCAUCAACAAGGAAUGUCUCUGCCUCCUCAUUUCUUGAGUCAUCAGACCAAGGAGCCUUAUCUGUUUACCUGAAGAAAGAAAAGGAGGAGGGAAGAGGAGGAGGGAGGGGGAGAAGAAACAGAACCCAAAGCAACAGACAGGAGAGAGGUAGAUAGGGGUGGGCCGCUUGGGAAAGAACGCGCUGGUCUCUGCAGCGCCGAGACAUUUGAGUCCUCUCAUAAUCCCCCAUCAAACAGCCGGACUGGCUGGAGAGGAGAGAGGGGGAGAAAAGUGGUGAAAAGAGAGAGUGAUUUGGACGGGGACAAAAUAAGUGUGAAGAGAACAGAGAAGAUGCCGGAGAACAAGGCGACAGUGUGCAGGACCAGCAGCUACCUGUCCCAUCCUGCUUACAGGAAGAUCAAGCGGGUGCUGAGCUUCAGGAGGCGCGUGUUUGGCCAGCGGUUGGAGGAGACGGUUCUGUAUGAGCGGCGUUACGGCGUCCAUAUGGCACCUCUGGUGGUGGAGCAGUGUGUGGACUUCAUCCGGGAGCGGGGUCUUCUGGAGGUGGGGCUGUUCCGCCAGCCAGGCCAGGCCACGCUGGUCAAAGAGUUGCAGGACGCCUUCGAUGCUGGGGAGAAGCCCUCCUUUGACAGCAGUACAGACGUGCACACCGUGGCGUCGCUCCUGAAGCUUUAUCUGCGGGAGCUGCCAGAGCCACUGGUGCCCUUCUCCAGAUACCAGGACUUCCUGUUGUGUGGCAAGAACAUCUCCUCUGAGAGGAAGCAGGGUUUGACAGCACUACAGCAUCUUCUUCAUGAACUUCCAGUGGCUAACUUUAACCUGCUAAAUUACAUCUGCCAGUUUUUGAACGAAGUCCAGUCCUAUUCCAGCAGCAACAAGAUGAGCACCCAGAACCUGGCUACUGUUUUCGGGCCUAACAUCCUACGACCCAAAGCUGAAGAUCCAGAGAGUAUCAUUGGAGGGGCAGCCGUGGUGCAGCAGCUCAUGUCUGAGCUGAUCAGGGAGCACCAGUGCCUUUUCUCCAGGGAGGGGGGAAACGUAGACGCCCCCGGUUCCUCACGACCAGAUUCUUACCCCUGUCAUAGAUGGAAAGGAGACCCAUUUGAGGGGGCGCACACCCAGCCCACUGCCCAGGCCCAGUCACAUGACUCCAGGCUGGGCAUAACAGCCGAGCACCUCCCACAACAACAGCUAGCCCACCAUCCUUCCCCUUGCUCCCGCCAGCUCUCCCUGCCUCUGAUUGCUGAGAGGAGAGGGUCAGCCCAAAAGCCCGUGUGAAAU